AAAAAGUUUUUGCGCUUUUUUAGUUAUUUGAGACAUUAAACUUGUAUUUGUUAUUUGAUCGUGAACGUUACGUUAAUCUUUGAUUCACUGUGUAAACCAGGCAUUAAAAAUGAUUUAAUUAAUCAGAUAAAUCUUUUGAAACUAUUUUAACCAUGUCUUGUAGAGGUUGUUUAUCGAUUGGAAGUUUUUAUUCAAAAAAAAAGAAAAAUUAUGCUAAAAAUAAAAAUGCAGCUGUUGUUGAGAAGGAAAAAGAAAAUACUAAAAACGAAGAAACUGCUGAAAACUACCAGCUUCGUUGUUACGUAUUUAACAACAACAUUGAAAAAACAAGCAUCGAUGGAAGUAAUGUUGCGAAUGAUCUUGUUACAAACCCUAUUGAAGAAUCAAAAGAGAAUAAAAAAUUAGAAAAGAGUAACUCUCAAACAAGUCUUAUUAGUUUACAUAGUGUGAAGGUACAAAAUUCCGCUUCUCAAACAAGUCUUAUUAGUGUACAUAGUGUGAAGGCAAAAAAUUCCGCUUCUCAAACAAGUCUUAUUAGUGUACAUAGUGUGAAAGCACAAAAUUCUGCUUCUCAAACAAGUCUUAUUAGUGUACAUAGUGCAAAAAACUCCGCAUCUAUGGAAGUUGUAGAACCAUUCUGGAGAAUAAUUAAAAACAACGUUUUAAAUGAAAAAAACACAAAAAGUAUAACUUCUUUAAAUCCUGAACGCAUAGAUUUAAAGGAAUGUGAACGACUCCUUGAAAAGCCCUCUUUAAAGAAAUUAAUAAAAAUCAAUAACUUGUUAAGUAAAUGUACAACAAACUUGCUUAUGCAUUUUUUGCAAAGUGGAUUCCUACAACUAAUGUUUGAGGCAUUAUCUGCUAUGAAUAACUAUAAAUAUUGCUUAAACAACGCAGUUAUGAUCCUUCAAAUCGUUAGUUGUAUAAAAACUGUAAUCAGCAACCACGUUGGGAUUGAGUAUUUACUUGAAGAUAAAAAAAUGUUGAUUUAUUAUCUUUUACCAACACUGGAUACAAGCAACACAAUGGUGAAAAAACAGGUUUUCGAAAUGUUAUCGGCCGUUUGCUUAUACAACAGUCAAGGUUACGAAUUAGCGCUUUCCUCACUUGAACAUUUCAAGAACGAAAAAAGUCAGCGUUACAGGUUUAGCAUUAUAAUAAACGAGUUAAAAAAUGCAGAGCUGCUUGCAUAUAAAACAACGAUUAUUGCAUUUAUUAACGUAAUCCUAAUGUCAACAAUGGAUUUCACUGAAAGAAGAAAUUUAAGAAAUGAGUUUAUUGGCCUCGGACUAUUAGAUUUGUUGACAACUUUAAGACAUGAGCAGGAAGAAGAAAUUUUUAUACAAAUUAGUGUUUUCGACGAACAAAAACAGAAUGAUGAUGAGUUGAUGAUCACAUCUGAUGGAUUUAACUUAAACGAUCAUCAACAGGUUUUUAAUGCCGUUUUUCAACAGAUUGCUGAGAAACCGGUUGCCAACAACUUUCUCGCCAUUCUUCAAAGUUUGCUUGUAGUUUCUGAAGAAAAUGAAUGUCAAGAUCUUAUAUGGAACGCCAUUGAAGAUGUUGUGGUUCGCAUUUCUAUGGUUACAAGUGAAGCUAGUUCAAUUCUGUGUAAACAAAAGCUUGAAAAGGAUUUGGUUGGCUUGCAUCAAAGCAUCUUAGGAAAAUGCGAAAAAGAAACGCAAACCGAAUAUCUUAAAAAACAAAAUGAAAUAAAUGAAAGCAAAGAGACUCAAACAGAAAAAACUAAGUUUGAUGAAAAUUCUGAUCAGAAUACAAACUGUAAAAUAUGUGGUCAACUGAACCAAACACUUUUAAUAAAUAAAAAAGAUGAUUUACUAAUAACUUCUAUUCCACAACCACCUCCCCCACCAUUUAUUUUAUCAACUCCAAUACUUAGUACUUCGUCAUCAUCCCCACCUCCUCCACCUCCACCUCCACCCCCACCUCCAGCAAUGUUCUUUCCAUCUUCAACAGCCCCACAAAAUGUAAAUGGAGGAAUUCCUCCUCCACCUCCAUUACCUGGGGCACCGUUUUUAAUACCUGAUGGAGUUCCUCCACCACCUCCACCACCUCCUUUAAAUGGAGGACCUCCAUUUCCUCCACUUCUGCCAGGAGCAGCGUUUGUAAGUUGUCCAAUAUCAGGAGGGAUUCCAAUGCCUCCUCCUUUAUUUAAUGGAGGACCUCCUUUAGCACCGCCUCUGCCGGGCACAACUGGUUCAUUUCCCGGAGGGGUUCCUCCACCACCGCUAUUUCCAGGUUGUAUACCAUCGUUACCACCCGGAGUUCCACCACCACCUGGAGGUUUGUUUGCUCCAAAUUUAAAGCAAAACAAUGCAGAACCUUCAAACCGUAGGUUAAAACCAGCAAAGACACCGAGCCAAAAAAUGAAGAAGUUACAAUGGAGCAAGAUACCUCCUCACGUAUUAAAAAAAAGUUCAAGUAGUGUUUGGAAAAAAGUAGUUGAAGUUAACGGAGUUGAACCGGACUAUGGAACGGAAGAAGAGUUAUUUUGUCAAAAAGAGAUUGUGAAGGAAGAAAAAAAAGAUGAAAAAAAAAGUGAACCAAAAGAAAUUGCAAUAUUGGAUGGAAAAAGAAGCAUGAAUGUUAACAUCUUUUUACGACAGUUUAAAGGUGGUUUUGAAUCUGUAAUUGCUUUAAUUAAGCAAGGAAACGCUACAGAGCUUGGAGUGGACCGUCUAAAAUGUUUAGAAAAACUUCUCCCUGAUUCAUCAGAGAAAGAACAACUGAAAGAGUUUCACGGAGAUAAAGAAAAACUUGGAUCUGCCGAAAAGUUUUUUAUCGCUCUAAUUAAUUUGUCUAGUUACGAACUUCGUAUCAAAAGUUUAAUUUUAAAAGAAGAAUUUGAAGUAGCAAAAGAGAACCUGGGGCCUAAUAUCAAAAUUUUGAAACAAGCAAUCGAAGGUAUUUUACAAAGCGAGAUCUUACCUGAAAUUUUAAACCUGAUUCUCAGAAUUGGCAACUUUAUGAACCAUGGUUCACACGCUGGUGACGCAGAAGCUUUUAAGAUUACCUCACUACUCAAGCUGUCUGAUACGCGUGCUAAUAAACCCAGAAUGAACUUGUUGCAUUUUAUUGUCCAAAUAGCUGAAGAUAAAAAAGAAGAACUCAUGGAGUUCCCUGAUAAAAUGACGGAUGUGCUUCAAGCUGCAUGUCGAUUAAAUAUUGAUAAUUUAGAAAAAGAAGUCAACGUUUUGAAAAACAAUUUAGAAUCCACUAAAAAAUCUUUAAAAAAAGCUCCUUCUGACAUUAAAGAACAGAUGGGAACUUUUCUCAAGGAAUCUAUGUUGCAAUGUUUAGAGCUGGAAACUAAUAUUAAAGAUAUACGUAAUUUAUGUUGCCAAUUCGCUGAUUACUUUUGUGAAGACGCAACAAAGUUUAAAGUAGAAGAAUACUUAAGUAUAUUCUUACAAUUUUCUACAAAUUUGAAGAAAGCAAAAGAAGAAAACGAACAAUUCAAACUUCAAGAAAAACAAAGACUUGCACGUGAGCAAAAACAGGCGGAAGAAAAAGCAAGGCAAGAAAAACUAGGAUUAAACGUUAAAGGCAAAAAAAAACCUGCCGAGCGCGUAGAAGAGAAGUGCAUUGUCGAUUCUUUGAUGGAUGAAAUCAAAAACGGUUUUCCGUUACGAAAGAGUAACUUAAAAACAGAUAAAAUUCCAUUAUCUAACCAAAAAUCAUCCAAAUCCUCCGAACUGCAAUGGAAAAAAGCCAAAACUUUAGCAUCAUUUAUAGUAACUGGAAAACCAUCGGAGGAGCCGUUGGUUUUUAAUAAUGGUUUGAACUCAAUUGAAAAAAUGGAAAAUUCUGAACAAAUUUCUAAAUUAAAUGAAAACAUAAAAACAUAUCCGGACAAAAACAGGUCUUCCCGUAUUUCUAAAACAGAAAAUGAAUAUAUGGGAAACAGUUGUAAAGAUGAUAGUGAAAAAACUUGCAACGGUGAUAUUCUAUUAUUUAAAGUUACCAAUACUGACACGAACACAAAAAAACUUAUUGAUUCCAAUAAACAAAACGGUCUCCAUGAUACUACCCACGAAAAAAUCGCUUCAGAAGAGAAAGCAUCAAACUCUAAAGAAAAUACUUACUUACCUAAUGGUGCAGGGUCCAUUAAAAAGAAAAUCAAACCAACUAAAAGUAAUGAAUCUAUUAGUUCUAAACGAAAGAACUCGUGUUUUGAAGAAGUUAUUGACGAUAACUCAAUUAAAAAUAAAGAAAACGCUCUAUAUACGAUUGCUCACCUAAAGAAACGAGUUCUCGAGUCGGAAAAAAUUUCUGCCGAUAUCGUUGAUGACGAUAUUGAAAAAGAUGAAUUAAAUACAAACUCAUCGGACCUACAAGUAAAUAAAAAUCCCAAACGUAGGAAAUCAGAGACGAGUGUGAAAAAAAAUUGCAAAGUCUCUUAAAAAAUUAUUAGGUUAUUUUUUUUAAAAAGUUUUUAGAGUUGUACAUUUAAUGUUUCAACAAGACUCUCUACUUUUUCUAAGUUCUUGUACAUUAAAUGUAAACAUAAGUUUUUAUAAAUCUUUUUUUUAUUUUUUACUGAUUAAUUUAU
Molecule: messenger RNA, 4573 nt
Organism: Hydra vulgaris (swiftwater hydra)
Lineage: Eukaryota; Metazoa; Cnidaria; Hydrozoa; Anthoathecata; Hydridae
Product: inverted formin-2
Biological process (GO): actin cytoskeleton organization
Molecular function (GO): actin binding; small GTPase binding
Source: RefSeq, a predicted model, not a curated record